AUGAGCAGUGAAUUGAUAAUUUUCGGACGUAAAAUAAACAGGAACCACUUUGGUGCUGGAUUAAUAUUUCUUGGUCUACUCUCCACGGCACUUUUAAUUACUGUUAUUGUUCAAGCGACAAAUCAUAAAAAAAAUAACAAUGACAAUGGUAGUAGCGAUGUCAAUCAAUACUGUCAGAAUCGAGGAUGUCUCUCAGCAGCAACGCAUCAACUAAGAUCAUUGGAUAAGGCAGCGUCUGCUGAUCGUUGUACAGAUUUUUACAAAUAUGCAUGUGGUGUUUGGCAGCAAACUCAUCCAAUCGAAUCAUUUGAAACCGAACGCACCGUACUUGGGGAUAUCAUUAAUCGGCGUAAUGCAGAUAUUGAACGUCUUCUUGAUUCGCCUGUUUCUCGUGGAUCUCCAAUAAGUUGGGAAUGGAAAGUUAAAACCUAUUAUACAGAAUGUGUUGAUGAUUAUGCACGUAAUGGUGAUAGUGGUAAAGCAAUGGUAGAUUUAAUAAAAGAUAAUGAUACAAUCGAUGGUUGGUUUCUUUUUGAUAAUAGUGCCGAAGGUGCUAGUCAAGAAUUUUUAUUAAAAACUCAAACUGUUCCUAAACAAAUGUCACAUAUUCACGGGGAUCUUGGUGCUAGUGUUAUAUUUGGCUUAGGAGUCAAAUUCGAUGAUACAAAUUCAAAUGCUAAACGUCUUGAAGUGUACCCAUCGGGUUUAACACUAGAAGUAAAUGAUUAUAUUGGCAUUGAUGAUAAUGCAAAUAGACGUCGUUCUGCUUAUAAAGCAUAUAUGUUGGACAUAUUAACUGCUCUUGCUCAAGAUGAUGAAAUCAAGGAUGGAAAUCUUUUUGAUCGUAUUUAUACAAUUAUUGAUGAUAUAAUGGAUAUUGAAACACGCUUAGCCAUAAGUCGCCAACGUAGUAUCGACAACGGUGAUCGGCCAGUGUCAAUAACUUUUAAAGCAAUGUCAGACCGAUAUUCAUUUGAUUUUGUUGAAUUAAUGACUCACGAAUUAGGCGAUCCAACUUUAGUAUCAGGUGUAACACUUGUUUACCUUGCAAAUCAAAUGUAUUUUGAUGAUGCAUUUGAAUUAUUAGCAAAAAAUGAUGAUCCGGAAUAUGCUCGACGUAUUCAUAAUUAUAUGCGAUGGAGACUUGUUCAAUCAUAUAUCGAAGAUCUUUCAUAUAGUUAUAUUCAUGCCUAUCGAGUAUUUCGUGAUAAAUAUUAUAACUAUGCAAUACAUGCAACAAACGAAGCUUAUUGUACACGUGAAGUGGAACGAAGAUUUCCGCUUGCUAUUCAACGUUUAUAUACGAUGGACUCACCUGCACGUAUGGACACUAUUGAAACUGUUCAAAAACUGUUUGAUGCUUUAAAAACUGCAUUUAUCAAUUAUGUUAACGCAAAAGCAACAUGGAUGACUGAUGAAAUAACAAAGAGAGUAGCACGAGAAAAAAUCGAUGCACUCACAGUUGCUAUUGGUUAUGCUAGUAUUGCUUCGAAUGAUUCACGUCUUGACGAAUAUUAUGCACGAUUUGCUGUCAGUGAUAAAUCUCAUUUGGAAAAUGCAUAUAGUUAUCAUCAAUUUCGUAGUUGGGCUAUCGGAAAUUCACUGCAAAAUCCCGGCCAACUUGACCAUUGGGAUUUUUUUGAAACACGAACAAAUCGGCUCUAUGAUUAUAUUGCAAUAUUUAAUCGACUAUUUGUUAUUGCAAGUGUUAUGAAUGAACCACUUGUUAAUACUGAAUGGCCAUGGGCUAUGAAUAUGGGUUCAUUAGGUGUUCUACUUGCAGAAAAACUUUUCUCUAGUAUCGAUGGACCAGAAGGUCGUGUAUAUUCAGCUACUGGAACACUAAUACCUGAUUGGUGGUCAGUACAAACAGCCAACGCAUAUAAUAAAAGUCGCCAAUGUAUAACUGAUUAUUAUGUACGUGAAAUAAAAACGCUUUCAUUUAAUAUCUAUGGCAUAGAAGUGUUAGUUCAACUUGCCGGUGAACCAUUUUCUCCAACAACUCUUCGACAUAUUGGUGCUCUUCGUUUUGCAUAUAUGGCAUUCAAAGAUAAGGAUGAUUUAAAAUCAUUGACUAUGCCUGCUACAAAUCUAACAAGUGAACAAACAUUUUUUCUUGCCUAUGCUCAAACACAAUGUUAUCAACGUGCAGAUUUAUUACAAAUAUUACGAACACAAUUAGGUGUGUAUGAUGAACGAUUAGCAUUAAAUACUGCACUUCUCCACAUGCCAGAAUUUGCUUCUGCAUUUAAAUGUGAACCAAGAGAUGAUACAUGUUUUUGA
Molecule: messenger RNA, 2283 nt
Organism: Rotaria socialis
Lineage: Eukaryota; Metazoa; Rotifera; Eurotatoria; Philodinida; Philodinidae
Source: the annotation of a GenBank genome assembly